GUCUCGGUUGAGCUAAGCAGAGAGAGUAGAGUUGCAGAGGGAGCUCGCUGUUCUGUCCGUAUCUGCGCGUACAGGUGCAUACAGCAGUGGGACACAGUCCUUCAAGAUGCAAACUUGGACAUGUUUCUUCAACAUGGGACUCCAGAAGCUCCUCCUUCUCCUCUUGGCGGCGGUGUCCCACCCGCGGGCCUUCCCCUUCAGCGCUUCCCCAGAUGUGGACGUCACCCCCAGGACGACGGUCUUCCUCAAGGGCCUGCUGGGCAGCGCUCGCUUCGGCGGCUCGGCGCGCAACUGCAGCACCCUCCUGCUGGAGGAGCCGGCGGGGAUUCUGUACGUGGGGGGGAGAGGAGCGCUCUACGCGCUCAACGCGUCUGACAUCGCCACACCCGCACGUCCCACAAUUGACUGGGACGCGUCCCCCGAGCAGAAGAAGCAGUGCCUGAACAAAGGCCGGGACAACAAGACCGAGUGUUUCAAUCACAUCCGCUUCCUGCAGCGCUACAACGAGACUCACUUGUACGCGUGCGGCACCAACGCCUUCAGGCCUCUCUGCGCGUACGUCGAUUCCGAACGCUUCGGCUUGCCGGCGAGCUUCGAGGACGGCAGAGACAGGUGUCCGUAUGACCCCGCCAAGGGGUACACGGGCCUGCUUGCAGAUGGCGAGAUGUUCACGGCUUCCCAGUAUGAGUUCCGCAGCUCUCCGGACGUGCGCCGCAACUUCCCCUUCCCCACGCUUAGGACAGAGGAAGCGCCCACCCGCUGGCUUCUGGAGGCGGAUUUUGUGGGCUCGGCCCUGCUGCGGGAGAGCGUCAACAGCUCCGUCGGCGACGACGACAAGAUCUACUUCUUCUUCACGGAGAGGAGCCAGGAGCAGAUGGCGUACCCCAGCCGGACAAAAGUGUCCAGGGUGGCGCGGGUUUGCAAGACGGACUGGGGUGGUCAGAGAACCCUGCAGAGGAAGUGGACCUCUUUCCUCAAGGCCCGGCUGGUGUGUUUUGUGCCCGAGUACGAGCUGUACCUCAACGUCCUGCGUGGGGUUUUUGUCACGCAUGGCAGCGACGCGCAGAGCAGCUUCUUGUACGGCGUCUUCGGCCUGGAAUGGAAGAACAUCAAAGCGUCGGCCAUCUGCCGGUAUGCCUUCUCAGAUGUGCAGAAGGCCUUCGAUGGGCCCUACAUGGAGGUUCAGGACUCCAAGUGGAGAGAGUACACAGGCAAGGUCCCCGAGCCAAGACCCGGGUCUUGCAUCACAGACGAGCACCGAUCCCGGGGCAUCAACUCGUCGCGAGACCUCCCGGACAGCGUGCUCACAUUUGCGCGGAGGCACCCACUGAUGGCCAUCCAGGUACGCCCAGUCGGGGCGCGGCCGCUCAUGUUCAAGAGGAGUGUCAACUACGUCCGCAUCGCCACGCACCAACAGCCGGCGCUGGACGGAAACAUCUACACCGUCCUCUUCCUGGGAACGGAUGACGGCUGGCUGCACAGAGCAGUGGACAUUGGGGGCGAAAUGCAUAUCAUGGAGGAGUUGCAGCUGUUCGAUCAAGGCCAGCCCAUCGAGAGCAUGGUCCUCGCUCCAGCCCUGCGUCAUGUCUACGUGGGCUCCCACUCGGGGGUGGUGCAGAUCCCCAUGUCGGCUUGUCGGAGGUACGCUUCCUGUUAUGAUUGCGUCUUCGCCAGGGACCCCUUCUGUGGCUGGGAUGGCCGGAAGUGCGUGGAGGUGUGGUCGCGAGCGCAGAGGUCGAACAUCACCCAGGACAUCCAGAGAGGCACCAGUGGCUGUAAGGAGAAUUCAGGAAACGUGGUCCACCGGAGGCGCUCGGUGAUGGCAGGAGAUGACGUGCUCCUUCAGUGCGAACUGCGCUCCAACCUGGCGAUGCCACGUUGGACAUUGGACGGCAGAGAGCUGCGUGGUUACGGCGUCGAUUCGGGUUACCGCGUGGGCACGGACGGCCUGCUCAUUAUCGGGGCUCGGGGCAGACAGAGCGGCUCGUACCGCUGCUUCGCAGUGGAGAACUCCGUCUCCGUCCUGGUUUACUUGUACACGGUAAGGGUGCACACAGAGGCCUACUUUGCGGCGGAGGAGACGACGACGGCGGCGAUUGAUCCGUCCACGCUACCCGGCACGACGGCGGCGAUUGACCUGUCCACGGUUGGGCGGGCCUCCCCGUCGCUCGCUGCCCCGCUGCCCGCCGGGCCGCAGCUCCACGCCUACCGGCACAUGGAGGCCGUGUACAUCUGCUUGGUGGCCGUCCUGGGCGGGCUGUGCCUGGUGUUGUCCGUGGUCUUGCUUUACGUGAGCUUCUGCACCAGGCGGGUUUCUCGCAGCCGUAAGUUCUCCCAGCAGCACGGUCUGCACGUCCUGGGCUCCUCGGAGAGGAAAGGGAGCUCCCACAUGGAGCUUCAAACCAUCUCCAACGGACGUCAAGGUCGUCGCUCCAUCUCGGUGCCCGCUUUCGGAGAUUUCCUGCAGAUCGUUCCCGGCGAGGGUUCGCCGACGACCGGCACCCCUCCGGCCGCCCCUCCGCUCCCCAUGGCCCCACCGCUGCCCGACGCCGACUACGCCAACGGAAUGUCCGCCACGCUGCCCAGCGUCCUGCGCAAGAUGAACGGCAAUAGCUACGUGCUACUGCGGCAGGUGGACCACGACGGGGCUUCGCCGCUUUACCACUCCUUUACCGAGGAGCUCAACCGCAUCCUGGAACAGAGGAAGCACACACAGCUGGACCUCCAGCCACAUGAGAGCUCCAUCUAAGAGGAUGUUAAAACAAAAAAAUAUAUAUAAUAAUCCAUGCAAACUCCGUACAGGUAAGCUCCACCUAGACUUGAACCCAGGAACUUUGAUCGCACACAUGCUAACAACCUGGUUAGCGUGCUGCUUCAAUAAAUGUUUUUUUCUGGAUAUUGAAAAAAAGAUUGCCAGAAAGAGUCAUUUGAGCAGGUCAGGAUAACUCUUUUCAGCAGCUUCCAUACUUCAAAGCGUGUCCCCGUUGAUGUGCACUGCUUACACUAACAACAUGGUUACAGAGUGGAACUAGUUUACAAAAAACUGUUUUGCCAAAUGUGGGAUUUCUUCAACCCUUUCAGCGACUAUUUAAUCUGAUUCCCGCUAAGAAACUGAGCAGAAUCAUUUUCACAUUGUCCGCCCCCCUCUCCCCUCCUGAAAUCGCCAAAGAUGUGGUGGCCAUCCCUUUUGCAUUUGUUGUUGAGAACUUUCCAUCUGAGUCAUGUGCUUCCCGCCUGCAAAUGCUUUGCCAAGGUUUCCUGCCUCAUCUGUGCAGCUCGACAUGACAAAAGACUGUGACAGAGCUGGAGCAAGUGGAAUUGACUUUACAUAUGAGGACCAGCAGAAAGCCUGGAAGUUUGAUGGCUCAUUUUAGGAUGGUAAAUUCUUGAACGUUUAAAAUGUUAAUUUAUUAAGUUUCAUGUUUAAAAUAAAUGUUUUGGGAAAAAAAAGACAUUUGUAUGAAUUUCUGCAAAAUACUGAGAGAAAAAACAGUUUCAUAGCUUGUUUAUAUAUACACAUCACCUGCAGCAAACCUGAAAAAUAUUUUUGAAUUUUGUCAAAUGACACUGAAAAUGUUGAUGCUAAUUCAGAUUUUUUCCAGGACAGGGCUCCUGUUUAUUUAACUGCACUUUCAUUUUGCAGGUACUGCGAUGUCAGUAAGCCAAAUAUUUUUUGUUUACCUAGUGUGGAUUUUAAAAACAAGCUGGAGGGCCACAAUCCAAAUUUGCAGCUGGGAACGGACCCCACGAGGCCUUGUUGAAUGACAGAGUGCUGUGGCGUCGCUAAGCAACAGCAUUUUUAUUUUGAGCCAUGCCAUAUGUCCGGUAGUGGGUCUCCAGCUGUGCAAUGACCUCCCAAUGGCGUAAAUUGAAAACUAAAUCAUCUUUAUAGGCACCUUGGAGGAAUUUGAAAUGAUGGGAAAGAGCCUUGAAGCUUUGUCAUACAAUCGGUACUACAAGCACAUUAAUAAAUAUUUUUAAAUGAA
Molecule: messenger RNA, 3986 nt
Organism: Hippocampus zosterae (dwarf seahorse)
Lineage: Eukaryota; Metazoa; Chordata; Actinopteri; Syngnathiformes; Syngnathidae
Gene: sema4gb
Product: sema domain, immunoglobulin domain (Ig), transmembrane domain (TM) and short cytoplasmic domain, (semaphorin) 4Gb
Exons: 15
Coding region: 107-2749 (880 amino acids)
Biological process (GO): semaphorin-plexin signaling pathway; axon guidance; negative regulation of axon extension involved in axon guidance
Molecular function (GO): semaphorin receptor binding; chemorepellent activity
Source: RefSeq, a predicted model, not a curated record